Messenger RNA from Lodderomyces jiufengensis, 1122 nucleotides. RefSeq names its product peptidylprolyl isomerase (gene RRD1). Gene Ontology annotation, molecular function: protein tyrosine phosphatase activator activity; peptidyl-prolyl cis-trans isomerase activity. Gene Ontology annotation, cellular component: protein phosphatase type 2A complex; cytoplasm; nucleus. The record is from RefSeq and is a predicted model, not a curated record. Lineage: Eukaryota; Fungi; Ascomycota; Pichiomycetes; Serinales; Debaryomycetaceae. Bases 1 to 1122 code for a protein of 373 amino acids. Gene Ontology annotation, biological process: mitotic spindle organization. The transcript has a single exon.
AUGAGUGAACAAGGGUCAGAACCAAGUAAGAAAAUUUUUGAAGUAUCAGAUUUGAAAAAUUUUGAAAAAUCAUUAGCAUAUAAAGAACUACAACAAUCUUUGAAUCAAAUAAUAUUGUUGAUACAAGGAGUUAAAGUACCACCAAAUGUAUUGAGUAAAGAAAUUGUAACUAGAGACAAACAAGCAAUAACUGAAACUCCACUACCGCCACCAACACUGGAUACACAAAACAAUACAAGGUAUCAGAAUAAUGUGGAAGUGAUAAUAAACUUAUUAGACGAACUAAAUAAACUUAUAAAUGAAACACCACCAGUUGAAGGUCCAACAAGGUUUGGUAAUAUAGCAUAUAGAACAUGGUAUGAGAAAGCGGAUAAAACCCUACCAACUCUACUAGAAAAAUUAGAUCUUAAACUACAAAACAAAAGUCAAUUCAUUACUGAGAUUAAAUAUUAUCUAGCUAAUUCAUUUGGUUCCAAAAUGAGAUUAGAUUACGGAACUGGUCAUGAAUUAUCAUAUCUAGCAUUCAUAGGAGCUUUGAUAAAAAACAAUGAUAUAAUAAAAAAUCCAUCAGGUGAAGAAGUUUUAGUGUUAUUUGCGAAAUACUACGAUUUAGUUCGUAAUUUAAUUCUUACAUAUAAUUUAGAACCAGCUGGAUCUCAUGGAGUUUGGGGAUUAGAUGAUCAUUUCCAUUUGAUAUAUAUUUUGGGAGCUUCUCAGUUUGUUAAUGAUCCAUCUGCUCCGUCAGUAAGACAAGCGUUACUGAAACAAGUUAUCACCACUUACAAAUUAUCUAAUUUUUACAUCAAUGCAAUAGCGUUUAUUUUUAAAUUAAAAACUGGUCCGUUUAAUGAACAUAGUCCAAUUAUUUAUGAUAUUCAUAUGUCUGUCUUACUGUGGAACAAAGUUAGACAGGGACUACUAAAGAUGUAUCUGGCUGAAGUUUUGGGUAAGUUUCCUGUUAUUCAACAUUUUUGGUUUGGUGAGAUUUUAUAUCUGUGGAAAGAUCAACAGGGAAAAGCAUUACCGGUAAAUCAGCCAGAAGAGCCGAAUAAACCUACAAAGAAAGUUUCAAAACCAAGUCUGAAUAUACCGAUGACUGCUGCACCUUGGGCAAAGCGUUAA